This is a messenger RNA of Oncorhynchus keta (chum salmon), 6521 nucleotides long. Its product is annotated as WW domain-binding protein 1-like. Lineage: Eukaryota; Metazoa; Chordata; Actinopteri; Salmoniformes; Salmonidae. The coding region runs from base 216 to 1028 and encodes 270 amino acids. The transcript is spliced from 4 exons. The record is from RefSeq and is a predicted model, not a curated record.
UAAUGCUUCUCCAGUUGGUGUUGUAUAGACACAACACCGCCCUCAAGUGGCUGGUGCAAAAUAUAACUCUUAUUUUCUGGUUGAGAAUUCAAACGCCUUUCGACAGGGACAAAUUAUGUCGCGUACGUAACGGUUUGAAUUAGCUGUUCAUUUCACAAGUUCUGGAUCAACUGCUAUAUGAUUCCCGUCGUGUUCUCGGCCAACAACGGGGAAAGAUGCCACAGAAAACACUGGGAUCCAUUGUUGGUCUGCUUUGCACCGGGACCUGGUUGGUACAGGGAAAGGAAUUCUGUUUUGGAGUGAACAAUGAGCAAUACCGGUGUGAGAUGGGCUACUGCUGCGGGGAGACAGAGUGCUGCACUUACUACUAUGAGCUGUGGUGGUUCUGGCUGGUGUGGACCCUCAUCAUAAUGCUGAGUUGCUGCUGUGCCUACCGUCACCGUCGGGUCAAGAUGCGGCUGCAGCAGGAACAGCGGCAGCGCGAAAUCAGCCUUAUGGCCUAUCAGGGAGCUUCUAGUUCCUUCAUCUCCCCUCCACCCCUCAACUUGAGGUUCUGGACAGACUGCAAGCUUCCUGACUAUGAAGAGGUGGUGGGUCAUCCCCCGACUCCACCUCCGCCUUACUCUGAGAUCCCCCCAGAGACCACCCCUCCUAUCCUACUGCCCCCCAUCCAAUCAGAAGCUGCUGUGGUGCUGGAGCCCCCAACAGAGGACACCCCAAGAGAAGAGCAGGCCGCUACUUCCUCAGCAGACCAGGAAUCCACAUCUGCUCCCAGCAAAUCAGAACGACUGGUGGAAGAGGAGCUGGUGACCCGGCGCAGGCAUGUGACUGGCGACUCAGGGAUCGAGGUGUGUGUGUGCCAACUGGACGAGAGCUCUGGGCCGGAAGAGGACGAGGAGCAGGUGUGUCAGGGGGCCAGGGGGGACUGCUGCUCUGCCUCCGAGCACCACCACAUCAGACACAAAGAGAGAACCCCAGGGCCUCAGCCCAAAGGCCAGACCGCCAGCACCGGAGACCGCCUGAUCUGAGCUCCACCACCAACCACCCAGAGGCUGCUGCUGCUGCCGGAUCUGCGCUUUAGGGAGGGAGUGCCCUCAUCAUAACAAUAACCCAGACACCACCAGCAAAUGAAAUGUCCCACAACGACUCACCAAAUGAACCAGGUUGUCCUGCUCUUUGACAUGCUUGUCAGUUAUGAUCCAUAAAAUGACGCCAAUGAUGACAAAGUUUAUUUAAAAGAUGCUUAGUUUGGCUAACGGUUUAAUUCUUUAAUACCCAUGGAUGGUCCCUCAUCUGCUUUGUUUAGUUCUUGCAAUGGUGAUGAUGAAAAUGCCAACUUCUAGAGAUCUACCAAGUGGCAAGAAGAGGUGCUGAUGCUGGUACAGAAUUGCCUACAUCUACCCACCCACUUGUCCCUCACUCUCCCACCCAACUGUUUAGCCUGGACAUUUUUCCUUUGGUCCUUCUAACAUUUCACCUCUGUGGGGACAGGGCAGGAUGGCGUACCACCAUGGUCACCAAUCCCUAGGCCCCAGCACAUAGGGGCCAAAACAUAAGAUCAUGCUACCAGACACAGUCCUGACCAGGGGAUACAAACUGUUACGGAUAGAACAUGUUUUUGUUUUUGCAGCGGUUUGUGUGCGUGUACUGUGUAAUCUAGGACACAGCUGCAAAGUGAUGUCACCCCUGAGGUAAUCUUGGCCUGCAUCUGGUUUCCUUGUGGAGUGACAGCAGGGCUAUUUGCAUCCAGAGAGAAGGCUAGGAAGUGAAGAUGUGCCUGUCUCUUAUAGCGUCUUUCUGAACUGUGUCCCAAUAACAUCAGACUCCACCCCUCCUACACCCAUCCCUCAUGUCUCCACCAGUACUCCGGUCAACACUUGGCCAGACUGAAAGGUAUUGAAUGGACUGGAACGGAUGUGAUUAUCUGGUCUGACUGGCCAAGUGAACUGAAGAGGUGACAAUAUCCCAUUGCUGUGCCUGCAACUUGGUAUCUAUAAAAAGCAUUGUGGUGGUCGACCGUGUAUGUGUUUUCACAGACCGGCGGUGAAAUAACGUGGCGUGUGUGUGGUGGGGUCAGCAGCAUUUUGAAGGACUGACAGUCUCACCGAGUGGUAAGGGGUAUGUUGUUGGGAAGACUGAAGUUUCAGCAGUGUAGUACUUUGUCCUGUAUCAUUUUCUUGUCUUUUUAUUACUUCUCUAAAAACCUGCUUUAGCUGAGGCCACUAUAACCCACAUCAAUGGCAAAGAAUCUCUUAUCCAAGGGAUGCUGUGCGUGUGGAGUAGUGUAGUCUUAUUUAGUGUAUCCUCAGUGUCCUGGCCCCUGGUGUAAGUUAGUGCACUCAACUCACCAGGCUUUAGACCACUUUUCUUUUAAAAAAUGCACUGGGUUCUUGCUUAGAGGGCAUGAGUAAUUAAUUUGUGUGUCUGUGUAGGUAGAUCUGUGUUCUGAUUCGUCCUGUCAGCAACCGUGUGUUUUCGGGCCAGUGUUUUAUAUAGUCUACUACUCCCAGGCCAUUGGCCCCGAGCUGACAAUGAUGAAUCGCUGCUGUUUUUACCCAGCAGCAGCCGGAGUCUGAUAGUGUCACUCCCUUUCCGCCACGAGUCCCCUGGCCAUGUGGGACUCGGACGGAGUGAACCAAGGUUUAAGUAUAGACACCAUGUAUCUAGUUUCAUCAUGUUAUGACUUUGCACCGGGCCUGCAAUGUGCUGUUGCAUACGCCCUUGGCUUGCAGUGGUGUGAACAUUGUAGAAGCAAUGUGACAGAUUUGUGUUGGUAUUUUCCAUUCAGUGGGAUGGGGUUGGCUUUGCUGUUAGUGCAGCUGCACACUGUUAUGAUAAACCAGUGAAGUGCGUUGCUUGCCCAGCAUGUGUCGAAGCACAGCCGUAGAAUCGGGAGUGUGUUUUAUUCUGCCGUUCCACCUAAAAGAAUAAGCACAAAAGUCCAGCUGUCUUGGGUGUGUUUUAAAUGGCAGUGAAGGUAUGAAAGUUUUUUAUUAUUUAGGGUAUUGAUUUGCUUUCAUGCAGCACUUAUUGAUCAAGUAGGUUAUGGACUGAUGCACUGUGUAUUAUUUCACUGCUAAUGAAAAAGGACAGAAAGACAUUAAUUUCAACUAUCAAUCAAUAAGUUGUCUGUCUUCAAGUGUUAAGUCUUGACACUAUAAAAGUAAUGCUGGAAAGUCAGAGGAUAGUCAUGCACUCACAAAGACUCACCCGCUCACAUUAGGACACUAACAUGUUUUUGAUAAGACACCAUAAGUUGCCUUGGUAGGUUGCUAGGGAACAGACAUGAGGCUCAAGGUGCACCACAACAGAGGGGUAAUCCUACGAAGCAGGUUUGAUGAGUUGGCGAGAUACCUUUGGUGAACCCUGAGUUCAACUCGGGAUAACCAGUCAUACGAAAGUGGCUCACAUAGUAUUCUAAUUCCUGAUUCUAUGGUGGCUCAACUUUGAGCCAGGUACAUUUCUAUGGCAACGAAUCCUUCAGCACUUACCUGCUCUGGGGUCGGCUAACUCCACUUAUCAUGAAUGAAAUGACUGGGCUGUGAGUUGAGGACUAUGAAAUCAGAUUCCCUCCCACUUGCAAAGAUUGUGUCAUCACCCCCUUUAUUUGAGGGAUAUGACUGAUUUUAAAUAUUAUCCAUGGUUGUAGUACAGAGGAAGCCUGUGCUGUAAUGUGAAGCUGGUUAGCUUUAGAACACCCUGAGUAGAUCCAGCUUGCUUUGUAGGAUACCCCUCAGAAGGCAUAUGAACACUCAUUUUAAGUGCUCCUUCUGAGGCAUAAGAAAAUAAAUGCCUUACUGUGGCACGGUCGUAAAAUGUAGUUGGGGACAGGUAGACUAAAUGUGUUUUGGCGUCUGUGUUUGAAGAGUAGGCGAUUAUAUUCCAGACUUGUGCUUUGAAAGAAACCUAAAAUGUUUUAGCCCCCCUCCCCCAUGUUUGAAGCAUGGUGUGCAUAGUUUCUAGUAGUCCAGAGGAGUCCUUUUUAUACAGAUGGAGUCCGAAGUGUAAAAUGAUCUCCGUCUGAUGUAUCGAUUGGCUCAACUUAUUCUAGACUGUGGUUAUGAGUUGCAGGAAAUGUAUCCGAGUGAAACCACAAGACGAGAUCAUAUGUUGUAAAAGCUGGCAUGUAGAAUAGGUAACAUUUAUUUAGUCAGAACGCUUGUGUAUCUGCUUCUCCCUGGUUAUCUGUGGUUAUUUGAUCACUUUUUUUUCCUUCCCACCCCCAUUUUCUUUAGUUAUUGUAUUUUUAUUUCAAGGAUAUGAUCUAGAUAAGUUUGAUAUUUGAACUGACUUGAAAGGAUGUUGAAUUAGUACCAAACAAAAUCAUGUUAAGAAAUCCUUUGUUUUAGUUUUUCUUGUGCUCAUAUGAGAUGUUUGUUUUUUGAAUGGUUGGGGGGGACUGACAAAUGUAGAUGCUAAAGUGCAUUUAUUUUUAUGCAAUAUAGAUAAAUUAAGAUUAUGACGUUGAGGGUGUUUCAUGUUUCUGAAAAAGAAAAUGGGGACCCAUAGUUUUUCAGUCCCAUUGCUCACUACUUACUGGGCAAACUCUUGUUUGGCUUUCACAUGUUUACCUAGAUAAAGGGCUAUCAGUCAGUCAUGGACAAACACCCAUCCAUUUCAUUCAUCUGCUCUGUAAUUUUCCUCUUACCUACAGUUGCAGACACCGGCGAUAUGUGAACGUAAUUCUUUGGUCUUUUGUAGUACUCGUGUGAAUAAUGGGCGAUGUGUAUAUUUUCAAGCAUCUUUGGCCUUUUUGUUCCCUGUUCGCUUUUGUUUCAAUGUUCACAGAGGCGCGUGAAGCUCUUAUCCCUCGCUCGGUCUCUUCUUUCUCUCAAACCCCACCCAGUCCCCUAUGGCCUCUCACCAUAUACCAGCACAGAGGGCACAAGCUAGGAUCAGUGUCAGGUUGGGUAUGUGGCCCCUGAUGAGGUAACUAGCCCCAGGUGUGAUAGUGAUGGGGGCUUUAGCCAUGGCUCAUUGCAUCCCUCUAGACCAUGAGACACCCCCCCCUCCUCCGGAGGCCCGACCAUACCGAUCAUGGUAACAGAAACUGUGGCAACCCACACCAAUGUUUGUCUUUGUGAGAUGGGGUUUGUCUCUGCAUAUAUCAUCCUUAAGAUCAUGCAGGCACAAUUAUCUUUUGAGAUUGUUUGCCUGUAUCUAAAUUAUCACUGUACUCAACCCACACGUUGUCUCAUACACGCAAUCCUAUUGUCAUGAAUAGAAAACAUUUGCCAUCUUUCAGAAUCUACCAUUAGCACCAGUGCCAUCAGUUGUCUGUUUCAUUUACCUUGCUCACUACACCAAAGGCCUCCUUUCACCCUAAAUUGUUCCUCUUUUCUGCUCCACGCGCCUCUGUAAUGUACUGUAACUGACUAGCCUAUGCAAAAAAAAAACAAACCCAUUGAUAUGCUGCAAUAACUCUUCUGUGUGGUUGCCAGUACAAGCAAUAUUACUCUCAGUACAUGUCGCAAGUGUACCUCAGUUUAUUUUUUGUUUUUAUUGCUACUAUGGUGUGUUUCGUGUGUAUGCUUUGAAAGCAAAUGUGUAUAUCUAAAUGUUACCUCUUGGUGGGUUCGGGAGUAUAGAUAAAAAGCCAUUCUAGUUAAUUUUGUCUUUUGUUUCUGUUAGUCUUUAGUGACAUGGAUAGAAGUACAGUCUGCUGUCAUUCUGAUCUGCUAAGAAUAUUACUCCUGCUUAUUAUGAAGAAAAACUACAUCUGUUUAACUUGUGUAAACUAAAGGAGUUUUGAAUUAUAUUUUGUUGUAUUAAUAGUAUUUAAUCUCUCCUCAGAAUAAUAUUAUUCUGUUGGUCCUGUGGGUACCUUUGCCACUGUUCCACCCCUUGUGUGUUACGCUGUCAUGGUGUAUUUGUAAACAGUGAGAUGGCUUGUUUUUAUUGUAUUUGAGACAUUUUCAGUGACUACUUAAUGGUUGCCUUCUCUCUUUGAUUGCCCAACCUUUUCAUAUAGAAGAUGGUGAAUGUGACCUUUUAUCAAGUAUGGAAGCAAAUCUAAUCCCAGUGCUAGAUAACAGAGUGGAGAAAAUGAUCAGGUCUCUUAAAUGGGUUGUUUAGUGUACACCUCCGCUAGCCCAGGAGUUUGUUUUAGAUGAUCUCUCACUAAGGGGUGGGCUGCAUUUGUAAUCAUACAUCACCAAGGCAACAAUGUACUCGCAACAUAAUCUAAGGAGGCUCUGUUUAACCAACAUGAAACCCAGAUGUUUCUUUCAUUUCUCCCUCAACCAUAGAUAAUGUCAGGCGGAUGUCGAUGUUGUGGCUGAUGCGUAUGUAGAAAGACUUUGCAAAACAAACACCCAGCUAGAGAAGGAACCAGUCGACCACAAUCACAGACCCUUUCGUGUUCUUUUUCCUGUCUAGAUCAAGCCCCCAAAAACGUGUAGGGGGGGAAGCACUCAAAUUUGUGGUACAUUUGAAUGCUUUGGUUUAGUUGGGGGUCUGCUGUGUACUGUUGGGUAAUUAGGAUUUUAUUUUUGUAUAAUAAAACAAACAUUGGCACUGUU